AUGGCGACACAUACGGCUUCUUCGUCCGAAGACGCCCCUUUGUUAGAGUACGACUCGACGACUCGACACAGACGGCCGGAGGAAAUAACGCGCAUCAACGGCGGCGACGACGACGGUGCCCGCCAUCGCGGGAUUUUCGGUAGCGGCCCAUCGUCACCCACCUCAUCCCGACGGCGACGAAGCAGCUAUGAAACGGCGACGACGACGAAAAUCUCCUCUGGUGUGGCCCGUAUGGCUUCCAUUUCGGAGAGCCUGACGACAACGCAGAGGUCCGUCAUAUUCUUCAGCAUCUUCCUGGUGGGGUAUGCAUACGGACUGGAGUCUCAGGUCAGGUCGGCGUACCAGCCGUACGCUACGGCCAGCUUCUCGAUGCACUCGUACCUGGCCACCAUCAACGUCCUGCGCAGCGUCGUAGCCGUGGCCGUGCAGCCGACGGCGGCCAAGGUGGCCGACAUUUUUGGGCGGUUCGAGGUUGUGGCCUUCUCCAUGCUCAUGUACACGGUGGGUAUCGCCAUCGAGGUCAGCGCGGGGUCUGUCCAGAUGUUCUGCACCGGGUCCGUCAUCUACCAGAUCGGCUACACGUGCGUAGUCCUGCUGCUCGAGGUGCUGGUUGCCGACUUCUCGUCGAUGCGCGCCCGCGUCUUCUUCAGCUACAUCCCCGCCAUGCCCUUCCUCAUCAACACGUGGAUCAGCGGGAACGUCACGUCGGCCGUGCUCAAGGUGGCCUCGUGGCGCUGGGGGAUGGGCAUGUGGGCCGUCAUCUUCCCCGUCGCCUGCUCGCCCCUCCUCCUGUCGCUCUACUACCUUGAGUACCGCGAGACCCACGGCCGCCAAGGGCGAUUCUACAAGGGCGAAUACCCCAGCCAGACGGUGGGCCAGGUCGCUUCCCGGCUGUAUCACCAGCUCGACGCCGUCGGCCUCGUCACUCUGGUCUUCUGCUUCUCCCUCGUCCUGAUGCCGCUGACCAUUACGGGCGAGAAGGUGCAUCACUGGCGCGACCCGCACAUCGUCGUGCCCCUCGCCGUCGGGCUGGCCCUGAUCCCGGCCUUCGUGCUCUGGGAGAAGCGCGGCGCCCGCUUCCCUCUGGUGCCCUUCCACCUGCUGACCGACCGCGGCGUCUGGGCCGCCCUCGCCGUCCGCAGCCUGCUCAACUUUGCCUGGUACACGCAGGGCAACUACCUGUACACGGUGCUGGUCGUGGCAUUCGACUUCCCCAUCCAGAAUGCCACGCGCAUCCUGUCCUUCUUCUCCUUCUUCGGCGUCAUCAGCGGCGUUGCCAUCGGCCUCGUCAUCUACAGGCUCCGGAGACUGAAGUACAUCAUCGUGGCGGGCACGUGCAUCUUCAUGGGCGCCUUUGCCCUGCUCAUCCGCUUCUCGGGCGGUGCCACCCCGGACAACCGCGCCGGUUUGGUCGCCGGUCAGGUCAUCAUGGGCCUCGCGGGCGGCUUCUUUGCCUACCCGACCCAGGCUUCCAUCCAGGCCUCUGCGUCGCGCGAGCACGUCGCCAUCCUCACGGGUCUCUACCUCUCCUUCUACAACGUCGGUAGCGCCCUGGGAACCUGCCUCUCGGGCGCCAUCUGGACGCAGACCCUGCCCGGUCUCUUGAAGGACAACCUCAGCUUCCAGCCCGACGACACGCUCGCGGAACGCAUGUACGGGUCGCCCUUUGACGUGGUCAAGAACUUCCCCGUCGGCACCGACAUCCGCUCGGCCAUCAUCGACAGUUACCACCACGUGCAGUGCAUCCUCUGCAUCGCCGGCUUCUUCGUCUGCAUACCCAUGGUUGCGUUUGCCCUAGCGCUACGCAACCCUAGGCUAUCGGAGCACCAAGUUCAACCCGAGGCCGAGGCCGGAGACGACGACGACGCUGACGCUAAUGUCUCUGUCGGGAACGAGUACCAUGACGUCGAGGGUUCCAUGCGUCCCUGA
Geosmithia morbida is the source of this 1929-nucleotide messenger RNA. Its product is annotated as MFS transporter, SIT family, siderophore-iron:H+ symporter. Gene Ontology annotation, biological process: transmembrane transport. The record is from RefSeq and is a predicted model, not a curated record. The coding region runs from base 1 to 1929 and encodes 642 amino acids. Lineage: Eukaryota; Fungi; Ascomycota; Sordariomycetes; Hypocreales; Bionectriaceae. The transcript has a single exon. Gene Ontology annotation, molecular function: transmembrane transporter activity.